Ornithorhynchus anatinus (platypus) is the source of this 2313-nucleotide messenger RNA. RefSeq names its product solute carrier family 25 member 13 (gene SLC25A13). Gene Ontology annotation, molecular function: calcium ion binding; L-glutamate transmembrane transporter activity; L-aspartate transmembrane transporter activity. The record is from RefSeq and is a predicted model, not a curated record. NCBI's taxonomy places the organism in Eukaryota, Metazoa, Chordata, Mammalia, Monotremata, Ornithorhynchidae. The transcript is spliced from 18 exons. Bases 32 to 2038 code for a protein of 668 amino acids. Gene Ontology annotation, biological process: malate-aspartate shuttle; L-glutamate transmembrane transport; aspartate transmembrane transport.
GGGGCGGGGCAGGGCGAGGGAGGCCCACGGCAUGGCGGCUGCCAAGGUAUCAUCAAUCAAGCGGGCGGACGCGGCAGAGCUGAAGGCGAUCUUCCUCAAGUAUGCCAGCGUCGAGAAGGGGGGCGAGUCCUUCAUGUCCCCGCACGACUUCGUCACCCGGUACCUGAACCUCGCCGGGGACGGGCGGCUCGAUCCCAGCACCGAGGCGCUGCUGGCCGGCGUCGUGGACCAGACCAAAAAUGGCCUCAUCUCCUUCCAAGAGUUCGUGGCGUUCGAGUCGGUGCUCUGUGCCCCCGAUGCCCUCUACCUGGUGGCCUUUCAGCUCUUCGACAAAGCGGGCAGAGGAGAAGUCACCUUCGAGGACGUGAAGCAGGUGUUGGGGCAGACCGCGGCUCACCGGCACAUCCCCUUCAACUGGGACUCGGAGUUUGUGCGGCUGCACUUCGGAAAAGACGGGAAGCGACCCCUGUCCUACGCUGAGUUCAUCCAGUUCUUACUGGAGAUCCAGCUCGAACACGCCAAGCAGGCGUUCGUCCAGCGGGACGGCGCUCGCGCGGGGAGGGUCACGGCCCUGGACUUCCGGGACAUCAUGGUGACCGUCCGCCCCCACGUCCUCACGCCGUUCGUCGAGGAGCGACUGGUCGCGGCCGCCGGAGGGUCCCCGUCCCGCCCGGUCAGCUUUUCCUAUUUCAAAGCCUUCAACUCCCUGCUGAACAACAUGGAGGUGGUCCGGAAGGUCUACGGCACCGUGGCCGGCCUCGGGAAGGACGCGCAAGUCACCAAAGAGGACUUCCUCCUGACCGCCCAGAGGUUCGGCCAGGUGACGCCCAUGGAAGUGGACAUCCUGUUUCAGUUGGCGGACCUGCACGAGCCCCGGGGCUGCGUGACGCUCGCCGACAUCGACAGGAUCGCUCCCCCGCAGAUGCCGGCCGCCCCCUCCGGCCUCGGCCCCGAGGCCCGGAGACAGCCGCCGCCUCGGGGAGACGCUCCGCGUUCGGUCCUGAUCCAAGCGGCCGAGUCGGCGUACAGAUUCGCGCUGGGCUCCGUCGCCGGAGCGGUGGGGGCGACGGCGGUGUACCCCAUCGACCUGGUGAAGACCCGCAUGCAGAACCAGAGGUCCACCGGCUCCUUCGUGGGCGAGCUCAUGUACAAGAACAGCUUCGACUGCUUCCGGAAGGUUCUGCGCUACGAGGGAUUCUUCGGCCUCUAUCGAGGCUUGGUGCCCCAGCUGCUGGGAGUUGCCCCGGAGAAGGCCAUCAAACUCACAGUGAACGACUUUGUGCGGGAUAAGUUCACGGGCAGAGACGGCUCCAUCCCCUUGGCCGCCGAGAUCCUCGCCGGGGGCUGCGCCGGUGGUUCCCAGGUCAUCUUCACCAACCCCCUGGAGAUCGUCAAAAUCCGGCUGCAGGUGGCCGGGGAGAUCACCACGGGCCCUCGCGUCAGCGCACUGUCCGUGCUCAGGGAUCUGGGCUUCUUCGGACUGUACAAGGGAGCCAAGGCUUGCUUCCUGAGGGACAUCCCGUUCUCGGCCAUUUAUUUCCCGUGCUACGCCCACACGAAGUCCUUCUUCGCCCAGGAGGACGGGCGCGUCAGCCCGGGACACCUCCUCCUGGCCGGAGCCAUCGCCGGCAUGCCCGCCGCCUCCCUGGUCACCCCCGCCGACGUGGUCAAGACGAGGCUGCAGGUAGCCGCCCGCGCCGGCCAGACCACCUACCGGGGCGUGGCCGACUGCUUCCGCAAGAUCCUGAAGGAGGAGGGGCCCAAAGCCCUCUGGAAGGGGGCCGGAGCCCGCGUAUUCCGCUCUUCCCCGCAGUUCGGGGUGACUCUGCUGACCUACGAGCUGCUGCAGCGCUGGUUCUACGUGGACUUCGGUGGCCCGAAACCGGCCGGCUCCGAGCCCGCCGCCGGGACCCCCGCCGCCCUGCUGGACCCCGACCACGUCGGCGGCUACCGACGGGCCGUGGCCACCUUCGCCGGGAUCGAGAGCAAGUUCGGACUCCAACUCCCUCGCUUCUCGUCGGCCUCGCCCGGCCUCUAGCGCCGGUCGGUGCCCACCCUCUCCGCCCCCGCCGGCCAGGGACCACCCCCGUCCCCGCUGGCUGGCCACGGUCGUGCCCCUUGGGGAGAGAAAGUCCUGCGGGUGGGGGGCUAACUUUAAAUCACUGUGAAAUCCUGCCCCGUCCAGGAAGCAAGCGCUGGCUCUUUCUGCGAGCUCUGGCUCCAGCGGGCGCACCGGGCGGCCCCCUUCCCCCACCCCCGCUGCGUGAAAUGGCGAGGGGGUGGAGAGGGGCCGGGGGGAGGAGGGAACGGAAG